UGGGUUUCAUAGCGCAGCGCAGCGCACACCGCAUCCUAUGUGAAAGCCGCAUAACCCUUCAAAAAAACGUAUGCUAUUAUAUUGAUCACAACAUUAGUGUGUAGAUUGUAAUCAGCGCGUCUUCCCGCGGACGAUAUGCACAUCAAAGGUAGCCUAUUGUGAGAUUCUGAUUCUGCUUGUGUUUUACGCGAUGGGUGAGUUGUUUUGAUUCGUAACCCUUCAAAAAACGUAUGCUAUUAUAUUGAUCACAACAUUAGUGUAAUCAGCGCGUCUUUCCGCGGACGAUAUGCACAUCAAAAGGUAUUGUACAGCAAUAUAAAUGGUCAUUUUAAGACACUUCACAAUAAGAUUUGUACUGUCAAUACAUUAUGUGAAAAAUCAUUGUAGAUUGUAAGUUGAAAACUUAAUUCUGAGCUGUGUUUACUGUAGCAUAAUGACCUGAAUGCUCAUUGGUCCACAUUCUGAGUUAGGUGACGUCAUUCACCUGCGCUUGCAUUUAGGCUCAGCGUGUGCGUCUUCAGGAACGCUCGUCUGUUUGCUUUAUGCUGCACGCUGUUGUUACCGUUUCCAGCGUGUCUUUUGUUUGGGAACUCUCGCCUGUCUGUUUAAUGCUGCACGCUGCUGUAACCGCUAUUAGCGUGUUUGUUGUGAACUCUUGCCUUAUGGUUUGCUGCACACGGCUGUGACCGGUUUAAACGGAUGACAACUUUCUAGUUGCGUUUCCUUCCAACGUGGUUUUGGCUUAUUCGGAUGGCUGUUGUGCGGGCUUCUGUGGACUUCAGGUACGGUUCAUUUGUUGGUGCGUGAAUGACGACUGCAUUAAACUAUUGAGUGGGGGUGUCCUUUUGAGUGCCUGGCCCCGCAGUUACGGUAGGUCACAUCUUAUUUCUGUGACUUGAAUGUAUAAGUGUAUGUGGAUACCUUUUUUUAAUUGAUUUUGUGAAUUUUAGGAGAACUACAGUUCGUGUAGUGUCAUCGCUGUUUUGUUAUAGGCCAGUUUGAUACUACUGACACAAUGUUGUGACACCGCUGUGCUUCAUCUCCUCCUGCAUAUUAUCUGUGUAUACGUAAUCCCUCAUUGGAGAUUAGGUCCAUACCAUAAGACUUUACAAUUGCCUCCUUUUGUUUUCUGUAUAUUUGUUUUGCAGAAUGAGUUAAAUUUCAGUUUUCUUUGUUUAAUUUUGAUGUUGUGAUUUGGUUUUCUUGAUAAAUAUUGUGUUUGUAAAUUGAUUAUUUUUGCUAUACUGUUUAUUUAGUUUAAGUGUGGAUUUAUGUGAGAAAUUUACAUUCUAUUUUGUCUGAUUGAUUUUGGUUAACAGAUUAUUGAAUUUGUUUUUUUUGUGUUGCUGGAUUGGGCCUUAAAGCUGAACAUCAAGGCCUACAGGUGGAUGAGUAUUUGCCAUCCACCUGCUAGCGUAUAUAACUCUGUAUCAACCUUUUCUUUAUCUGUGUGGUGCGUGUGUGGUGUGGAGUGUGUUUUUCAGGAGCUGUGGCCUUCUGUACUUAGGAAGCCGUUUCCCCCUAUCUUUGGUGGUGGCGUUCACGACGUGUGCUGUGCUUGAUCAUUCAUUCACUGGGGGGCUUGGUGUUGUGAGUGUGUAGUGCGUGUGUGUGAGUGAGGGCAAACGGACAUAUCCUUUGUAAGGCUGCAGUUUUGUUUUCCUGUGUUGAACAUUGUAAAUGUAGUUGACUGAGUCUUGCUUGUUUUAUUGUGUGUGUGUUUUUAUUAUUAAUUAUAAUAAAACCUUUUUUUGUAAUUUUCUAUAAAUACUUGCGUCUCCAUGCUUUUCUGUCAUUAGUAGGGAACCUGAGUGGGGAUAAUAUUCUCUGGGUGAGAUUCCCGGGGUGGCGUAGUCUAAAUUCAACCAAUAUAUAUAUAUAUAUAUACUGUUCUCUGCCUCAGUGGCUGCCACACGUGGCGUAUAGUCGGCAGGGUUCUGCUUAUUAUUUUGACAGGGUUUUGGAGACAUGGGUAUUUGUCUUGGUUGUGUUUUCGUGUGAGUGUAUACAUUUUGACAAAACAGCGGUGUCAUUAACUGUUUCUCCCUAACACCCCUACGUUUUAUGUAGGUUUGUGCAUUUAAUUUGUAAUUCUUUUUUUCAAUUAAGUGCAUCUAAUCCAUAUUUUUCUCAAUUUAAAAGUUGCUAAAUAUGGAUGUUGAGUUGCAGGAACUGCGGGACCUGGUUGCCCAAUUGAGGACGGAGAAUGAAAGGUUACAGGGACAGCAACCCUCAGUAAGUGCCAUAAGUGAUGCGCAGGGUAGUAGCGCAGCGACACCUAGGCCAUUAGAGGUAGGUGCUGGCACUGAAGCAGUUGAUAGGUUUGUUUUCGUCCCCAGGGACCGGAAAUGCCCAAAGUUUAGUGGUAAAUCUGGAGUAGAUAUUAAUGAGUGGGUUGAGGAAGCACAGGCCUGUAUGCGGGUCCGUUGUCUGUCCAAGGCCGAUAAAGCUUUUUUUCUCUUUGAUCAUUUAGAGGGGGAAGCACGAGAGGAAAUCAGGCAUCGUCCUGAGGCAGAAAAGGCAGACCCUGAUAAAAUUAUUGCGGCACUUCGUGACCUGUAUGGUUGUUCUUUAUCGUACGUAGCACUACAAGAAGCGUUCUUCUCCCGUAGGCAACAGGAGGGGGAGACUUUGUUGGAGUUCUCCCUCGCCUUGAUGGGCCUCCAGGAGAAGGUAAAACAACAGUCACCAGCCGCAAUGCCAAAUGCAGGGGUUUUGCUACGUGACCAGUUUGUCGAAUUCGUUUUAGAUCCAGCAUUGCGCCGUGAGUUGAAACAAUUGGUUCGUCGUGAGCCGUCCUGUAAUUUUUUACAUGUGCGUAGUGAAGCAAUAAGGUGGGAAAGGGAGGGGAUGUUGGGCGCUGCAAGGGCUCGAAGCCAUUCCCUCCCGUUAGCGUAUGGCGUCCAAUAUGGGAUGCAAGGGCGUUCGGGGUUAGAGGGUGCUGGCUUGGUGGCCAGAUCGGAGUUUGACGAGUUAAAAGAAAUGUUAAAACUUCAACAGGAACAGUUGGGCCAGCUUACUCAAGGGCUUGCCCAGUUACAGGGUUCGUCCUUGCAGAAGCCCUCCCCUCGCAGGGGUCCUGUAAUAUGUAGACGUUGUCAACGUGCUGGUCACUUCGCUAGAGAAUGCGAUGGUGACCGGGUGUCCCCUCGCCCUUGGCCUCCCUCCGCAGUAGUACCCGUAUCUGGGGGAAGACAGUCCCGCCCAGCACAACAGUCGGAAAACUAGUUCCCACCGGGCUACAGAGCCAUAGUCCGGUUGGGGUGUCGAUGGGCUCCGUUUUUAAUCACGUUGAAAACAUGCCUCUACUAAUUUCGUCCUGUCCACAUCUUGUUGCUCUCUUUGGUGGGGUUUCAGUUCC
Misgurnus anguillicaudatus (oriental weatherfish) is the source of this 3361-nucleotide messenger RNA. NCBI's taxonomy places the organism in Eukaryota, Metazoa, Chordata, Actinopteri, Cypriniformes, Cobitidae. The record is from RefSeq and is a predicted model, not a curated record.